Molecule: messenger RNA, 1304 nt
Organism: Phodopus roborovskii (desert hamster)
Lineage: Eukaryota; Metazoa; Chordata; Mammalia; Rodentia; Cricetidae
Product: heterogeneous nuclear ribonucleoprotein C
Exons: 1
Coding region: 118-1023 (301 amino acids)
Cellular component (GO): nucleus
Molecular function (GO): RNA binding
Source: RefSeq, a predicted model, not a curated record
CUUCGGAGUCUCGGCCCGGAACCGCAGGAGGAGAGGCUGUCUCUUGUCACUCUCCUUCCUCUUGUGAGAUUUUUUUGAUCUUCAGCUACAUUAUCAGAAACCUUAUCAUCGAAGGAAAUGGCUAGCAAUGUUACCAACAAGACAGAUCCUCGAUCUAUGAAUUCCCGUGUAUUCAUUGGGAAUCUCAAUACUCUUGUUGUCAAGAAGUCUGAUGUGGAGGCAAUUUUUUCAAAGUAUGGCAAAAUAGUGGGCUGCUCUGUGCAUAAGGGCUUUGCCUUCGUCCAAUAUGUUAAUGAAAGAAAUGCCCGGGCUGCUGUUGCUGGAGAAGAUGGCAGAAUGAUUGCUGGCCAGGUUUUAGAUAUUAAUCUGGCUGCAGAGCCAAAAGUGAACCGAGGAAAAGCAGGUGUCAAACGAUCUGCAGCGGAGAUGUACGGUUCCUCAUUUGAUUUGGACUAUGACUUUCAACGGGAUUAUUAUGACAGGAUGUACAGUUACCCAGCACGUGUCCCUCCUCCUCCUCCUAUUGCUCGAGCUGUGGUGCCUUCUAAACGCCAGCGUGUUUCCGGAAACACCUCUCGAAGGGGCAAAAGUGGAUUUAAUUCCAAGAGUGGACAACGGGGAUCUUCAUCCAAGUCUGGAAAGUUGAAAGGAGAUGACCUUCAGGCCAUUAAGAAGGAGCUGACUCAGAUAAAACAAAAAGUGGAUUCUCUGCUGGAAAGCCUGGAAAAAAUUGAAAAGGAACAAAGCAAGCAAGCAGACUUGUCCUACUCAUCCCCAGUAGAGAUGAAGAAUGAAAAGUCUGAGGAAGAACAGAGCAGUGCCUCUGUGAAGAAAGAUGAGACCAAUGUGAAGAUGGAGUCUGAGGCAGAUGCAGAUGACUCUGCUGAGGAGGGUGACCUGCUGGACGACGAUGACAAUGAAGACAGGGGGGAUGACCAGCUGGAAUUGAUCAAGGAUGAUGAAAAAGAAGCAGAGGAAGGAGAAGAUGACAGAGAUAGCGCCAAUGGGGAGGAUGACUCUUAAAGCACAUUGAGGAGUUUAGAAACUUACCCCGUUAUUCAUUUACCUAGGCGCUUGUGAGAGAUCAAAGUAACACCAGAUCCUCUUCCUAGUAUCUUCAGCACAUCCUCACUGUUCGCCCUCUCCUUAUCCUUCCUGUGUUCAUUGAUUCAUAAUUGGCUUGCGCCUAGUUCAUUUUCACUUCCUUUGAUGCUCCUUAGUAGUUUUGUUAAGUCUUACCCUGUAAGUUUGCUUUUAAUUUUGAUACCUCUUUGACUUAACAAUAAAAAGAUGUAUGGUUUUUA